Molecule: messenger RNA, 948 nt
Organism: Panicum hallii
Lineage: Eukaryota; Viridiplantae; Streptophyta; Magnoliopsida; Poales; Poaceae
Product: vascular-related unknown protein 1-like
Exons: 3
Coding region: 28-609 (193 amino acids)
Biological process (GO): xylem development
Source: RefSeq, a predicted model, not a curated record
UCACAACCUACCUGCACCUUCUUCCCAAUGGAGAACUCAGGCGAAGACCUCUCUUCCACGGCCAACCACUUCUCCUCCGGUGAUGGCAGCGUCGCCACCUCCGAGGAGAGCGGCUGGACGUCGUACAUCGACUACUUCAUGGAGACACAGCAGCGACAGAAAGGGGAGGCGAGCCUGGCUGCUGGUGCUCUCUCAACUGAAGAUGUUGGACGAUGCCGUUCUACAUCGGAGUACAGUGGUGAUUGUGGAGUAGGAGCCCCCACACGGCUGCCGGCGCUCGUCGAGCCGUCGGUGGUGUCGAGAAGGUUGAGCCUCAAGGAGGGUUGGAGGAGGAAGAAGGUCCUGUAUGAUGAGUCCUUAGAGGAUACUGCCACAUCUCCUAUCAGUAGCCCUAAGUUGAUUGAUGAGUUGAGGGACUCAGAUGCCAACCACCAGAGGAAAGGGAAUUCCUGUGAUGAGAUUUCACAUUCUAAGAAGAAUACAACUGGUGAUGUAAAUGGAGCAAACACAACAGCAGACACAAAAAUCAAAGAAGAUGGUGCAUAUGACAACAAUGAGCUAAGGAAGAAAGGGCUUUGCUUGGUCCCAGUGUCUGCUUUUCGUGUAUAGCUGAUUGAUCCCAUUAAACUCAUUGGUUGCUACCUGCUUGUACAUAUGGUAAUAAGCUUGCAUCAACCCUAUCACAAAUGUAUAUGUACACACACUUGCACAUAUGAAAAGAAGGUAGAUAGUCUUGUGAACCAAGGUGUGGGGCAGUAGGUACAAUUCUUGUGAACGUUAGUCUGUUGCUGUUCAUGAAAGGGUACAAAGUUCACAUGUGAAACUAAGGAUUUAGUGUUAGGUGAGGCAUCACAAUGGUGUGUUAGAUAUGGGGUCUAUUCCAUCUUGUGAAGAUUAGUUAUUCUGUUCAUGUAUGAGCUAGUUGUUGAUCUAUCUGUUCCUUCCUCA